Molecule: messenger RNA, 2205 nt
Organism: Limulus polyphemus (Atlantic horseshoe crab)
Lineage: Eukaryota; Metazoa; Arthropoda; Merostomata; Xiphosura; Limulidae
Exons: 8
Coding region: 1-2205 (734 amino acids)
Biological process (GO): mitochondrial protein catabolic process; mitophagy by internal vacuole formation
Cellular component (GO): mitochondrial outer membrane
Source: RefSeq, a predicted model, not a curated record
AUGCUGCACGUGCCACCGCCGCUGAUGGACAAGGUGUCCAGUCACACUGCAUGGACCUACAAUAAACAGGGAGGAUGGUCUGUCAUUGAGAGAGGAAGCCGUAUCAGACCAGAAAGAUCGAACCGUCGUAAUGUCCAAAAGCUUACUUGGCGAAACUCAGAUUGGGUGAAAGGGUUUCCAAAAGACAUGGACAGUCGGGUAGCCAGCAUGACGAUAGCUGAUGUUAGUCCGGGAGUUGCCAUACAAAGGGUCAUCUUUCUAUACGAUAAUUUCCAAUAUCGUGAGGCUGCUAAUUUCAUCAAUCGUUUAAACUAUUCCACAUUUAAAGCCAUCUUAGCAGAGCUUCCAAUCGAUGUCUUCGUGGACGCCGUCCCCCACAGUUUACCAGUUCUAGAAGCUCUGUACGCAAAGGUGUUUUUGUCUGACGGCUUGAACUUCACUGUAAAGCUUCUUCGGCCACAAGGAGUGGUCAUGCAAAUGGUCAAACUUUUCGCUCAGCAUGAGGACACCCAGAACUCCAGCAGUAUUCCUGUGGAGCUAGACGUUUCACACCCAUAUGUAUCUUCUUGUAAGAAACUUUUGAAGGUUAUUGUACUGUCAGAACCUCAUACAAAGAAACAAUUGCAUGGCCGCAAGAGGGCACUUGACAAAGCUAUUGCUGGCCUAGGGCAACACGGCAUGGUGGGUACCUCAGAUGAUACUCUGAUGAAUCUUCACGAUGCUCUGAAGAUGGAGUUUGAGCGUGUUAUCCACCAAUAUAAGAUUGCAGUACAGAAGUUGGACGAAUUAAGCCUAGCUCCCAAACAGCCCGUAGCACGGUCUCUCUCACAUGGUCCAGCACCAACCAAAGCAAGUCAUCAACGGCAGCUUAGUCUUAGGCAAGAUGAAAUCCAAGAACGAUUGAUUAAAAAUAAAUCCCUUCUGAACGUCAUCGAGCCCACUCUCACUAACCACUCCUUGGAAAUGCUGUUGAACGUAUUACAGAAGCGUAUCGAGUUCGAUAAAGACGUUCUCUUCCAGUUCACCCAGCUACGUAAAGAAAUUAAAGAUGUCAACCUCAGCUCAAUUGUCGCUCCAGUGUUGAUGAGGUUCUCUCACGGUUGCAAAGAAGUCUUGGAUUUAAUGAAAGAAGUGGCGGACGAUGAUGACGAUGACAGCAGUGACAUCUCUGGCUACCACAGUGACUCAGACUCAGCCAUUGUGAUGAUGAGUGGAAACUCACCCUAUGCUUCUGGGAAUAGACAGUACAACAUCUUCAAUCGUUCCGUCAAAGCCAGUACUAAUACGAACUCUAGAACCAGGUACCUGCUGACACUACAGUUCUCUAGCCGGAACAUCCUUUGUCGGUCUCAAGCAUCGACAAAAACCAACAUAUCCACGACAAGCGUCAACAAUUCUGAAGUCGAAAACCUUAGUGAUCCCUGGGAAGUACACUCCCUUAGAAAAGAAGUAGAUUUCCUCCGUUCUGAGCUAAGCAAAGCCCGUCAAACCAUCGCUGCGCUAGAGGAGCGGGAGAAGACUAUGAAGGACAGACUAACAGAGCAAGCCCAGAAACUAUUGGAUAGAGGUGUCAGGUUUGAAGAAGUAUGUCUGAAGGAGAAUCGACCUGUGGCCUUAGUUCGUCGUUAUGGUAACCUUUAUGCUCAAGCUAGAGUGGACACACUUGACGCCUUGGACAGUCUACCGGAGCUGCGAGAUGGCGAUGAACUGAAGUCGAAGUUGUUAUUCUCAGUUGUUGUGCUGUCGUUUCGUUCAGUUCAGAAGACACUGCUGGAAAUCAAAGCCAGUAUUCGUCAUAUUCUACAAAUUCCAGAACUUCCAAGUCACGAUGUAAACAGGGAAUCAGGCGAUGUAGAAUUGAGCAUCAACAAUUAUCUCCGAAGUUCAAGUGACAGGUUUGACUUAAGAAAACAUGUCGAGGAAGUCUGCUCUCAGAUCUGGGCUACGCUGUACGAUUACCCGUGUCUGAAGAACUGUGAGGGUCUCAUCGAGUACGUCCGGGACUGUAUCCGGCUAGCAUGGGGCUUGAGUACCCAGGCACCACCUUUCGUCAUUGACUACGAAAGCAGAGUAUUCAGGAGGGACAUGCACGUGAGAUUUCAUUCAUCUAAUCAAGAAUCAAACCAGGUGAAAACCUACCUUUGGCCCUCCCUCUUAGAAGGCAUCAAUGGACCCUGUGUCCAUAAAGGGGUAGUUGUCACGUGA